GAAAAUAAUGUCCAAAUGGGUUUCAAAGAGUUCAAAAUCUAUCAAAUGGAAGUAUUGCACCAUGCCCAUGCUCUUCAACUUUUUUGCAAGCAUGCUUUUAAAAUGGAUUCUCCUCCACAUGACUACGUUGAUAUUUCUCGCGAUAUUAUUGGGAAAGCUGAUGGACUUCCUUUGGCUCUCGUAGUUAUUGGUUCCUCUCUUUAUCGAAAAAGUAAACAACUUUGGAAAGAUACGUUGAAGAAAUUGAAUUUAGUUCCCAAUCAAGAUGUCCAUCACAAAUUAAAGAUUAGUUUUGAAAUGCUAGAGGAUGCACAGAGGGAAAUUUUUCUUGAUAUUGCAUGUUACUUUAUUGGUGAAAAGAGAAUACAUCCACAUUAUAUGUGGAAAGCAUUGGAUUAUUUCCCAAGAAGUGAAAUCCUUGUCCUUACGCGUAUGUCUUUGAUAAAGGUUGAUGAUUUUGAUAGACUAUUGAUGCAUGACCUGCUCAGAGACCUUGGAAGAGAAAUUGUUCGACAAGAGGACCUCCAAAUGCCUGGGAAACGUAGGAGACUAUGGUGUCCCAAGAUUGCGUUGGACGUAGUGCAGAGUAGAAUGGGAACAGAGAAUAUCAUAGCACUGAAAUUAAUUGGACUUUCCAAAGAGCAAGACUUUACAAGUGAAGAGUUUUCAAGACUGCCUAGCUUAAGGUUCUUGGAGUUAGAGGGUGGUAACUUGGUAGGAGACUUUACAAAUCUUCUCUCGAGUUUAAGAUGGCUCUCUUGGCAUCGUUGCCCUUCAGACUUGCAUACUGUCAAUCUAUGUUUAUGGAAUUUAGUUGUGCUCAAGAUUUCGGACAGCAACAUUCCCAAGAACUGGAAUGGAUGGGACUCAUGCUUGGCAAAUCGUGACUUGAAAGUUAUACAUCUCACUAGAUGCCAUCUCUCGACGGUUCCUGACUUCUCGACGUGCUUGAAUUUGAAGAUACUAGUUUUUGAUGAACAUAGUCCAAAGUCACUACAGAUAGGUAAUUCUAUCUGUAAGCUAGAGCGCCUAAAGCGCUUAGAAAUAAUUGCACCCCCAGUUCAGCUGUCAAAGUUGUCCGAAAGCCUCGAUUUUGACCUAUUUGCAGUGCCUUCUGCAAUAUAUGGUCUGAAGUACCUAUCAAGUCUAAAGCUGGAGGGGCAGUGUAUACAAGAGCUUCAUCCCUCUAUUGGAGAGAUGGUGAGCUUGACGUGCUUGUCUUUAAGGGAUUGUCAUCAGCUUAGAAAGCUUCCUGACUCCAUUGGGAAAUUGAGAUCAUUGCUCGAGUUGGAUUUGGCCCAGACAGAAAUAAUAGGGCUACCUGAUUCUAUUGGAUAUCUAAAAAAUUUAGAGAAAAUGAGCCUGGAUUUUACUCCGAUAAGAGAGCUACCAAACUCCAUCGGAGGACUACAAUCAUUGCUUGUCUUAGACUUGUUGGGUACAAAGAUUACAGAAUUGCCUGCUUCCAUUGGAUAUCUUAAAAGGUUGGAGCGCUUGCUUCUAGAUCAGAGUGAGAUAAGAGAGCUACCAAAGGCCAUAGGGAUGCUGGAGAAUCUUAAAAUGUUGUUUUCCCAAGAUUGUAGAAAUCUUGAGGGGGAAAUCCCUAUGGAGGAGUGGAAUUUAAGUAAAGAUAUCACAUGGCCUCCUGAGCUUUGGACACUUAGCAUAUCAUGUGACGAUCCGCGAUCUCUCACAAGGCUUCCUUUCACUCUUCGUCUUUUGGAAUUAAGUGAUGUCAAGUUACCACUAGAAGAGCCAUUCUUUUCCAACUUGAGAUAUCUGAGAAAUUUGUCUGCGUUAUCACUUUUCAGAUGUCGGUUGAAAGAGGUCGAGUUUGAACAGUUAGAGACACUGCAUCACUUGAUUGUUGUAGAAUGUGAAUUGUUAGUGAGGCUAUCGGGUUUAUCAAGCAUAGGGAAGCUCGAAGAGCUGACGGUGAAUAGUUGCUCACAACUACUCGAGAUUCGAGAUUUAGGAGAAUUGGAAUCACUGAAAACUUUGUCAAUUCAGGAUUGCGGCUCCAUAGAAAGGUUACCUAAUCUAUCAAAACUACAUGAGUUGCGGACAUUACACCUCUUACACUGUGAAUCACUGCAAGGUUUGCCUGAUGUACCAAACACAUGCCAUCCCUAUGUUCAUGGAUGCCCAACAUUAUGCGGGUCUGGUGACAAGCUCAGAGAUUGUAGAAAAUGUUGCAAAUUGAGAGGGUACAUAACCGCCAUUUUCCCAACUUGGUUUUAUGGAGUGCCACGACUUGCAAGGCCGAGUACGUAG
Syzygium oleosum is the source of this 2274-nucleotide messenger RNA. Its product is annotated as disease resistance protein L6-like. The record is from RefSeq and is a predicted model, not a curated record. The transcript has 4 exons. Gene Ontology annotation, molecular function: ADP binding. Lineage: Eukaryota; Viridiplantae; Streptophyta; Magnoliopsida; Myrtales; Myrtaceae. Gene Ontology annotation, biological process: defense response. The coding region runs from base 16 to 2274 and encodes 752 amino acids.